Messenger RNA from Torulaspora delbrueckii, 630 nucleotides. It is a transcript of the gene RIM9, whose product is annotated as Rim9p. NCBI's taxonomy places the organism in Eukaryota, Fungi, Ascomycota, Saccharomycetes, Saccharomycetales, Saccharomycetaceae. Bases 1 to 630 code for a protein of 209 amino acids. The record is from RefSeq and is a predicted model, not a curated record. The transcript has a single exon. Gene Ontology annotation, cellular component: cell division site; plasma membrane; growing cell tip.
AUGAGCCAGCUGAUCGUCGUUUCUGCUAUUCUGCUCUUUAUAACGGUAGCCCUCGUGUUCCAGUUGCUGCCCAUCGUUGCAGUGCCUAUCUCCAAAGAGCUCGCACUCGCGACUUUUUAUAACUCCACUUAUGGCGUAUUCGGAUGGUGCUACAUCACUGCUAAUGACACUGUGUGUACUCCGAAACGCAUCGGCUAUGUCGACCUCAGUGUUGAUUUGUCUGGACAAAGGAGAGUGCUCCCAGCGUUCAUGGAUUAUUCAGUUACAAGACUACUCGUUGUGCACCCGCUCUCGUUCGCGAUCACCUCACUGCUAUGGAUUAUGGUACUUCUGAUUCUGAUCACAUCCCUAGGUGACUCACCCAGAUACCUAUUCGUAGUAGCAUUGUUCUCUUUACCUACAUUCCUCUUCAGCCUAUUGUGCUUCCUCGUUGAUAUUCUAAUCUUUAUCUCACACUUGGCAUGGCCCGGUUGGCUAAUGUUGGGUGCUACACUAUGUGUCGCCACCUGUUGCUCGCUUCUAUGGAAUUUAAGACGGUCAGUGUCUAUUAAGAAAUACGAGGCCUUGCACUCAGAGGAAAGAGUCGAGGUGCCAACCUACUCAAUGGUUCAUUACACUUCCAAUGGCUGA